AUGGAUGAUCUCAUGGGCGUAGAUUGGAACGCUCCGCCCGCCGCCAACCCCCCGCAGCAGUCCAAGCCCGCCGCCUCCUACUCCUCGAUGCGCGCCAGCCCAAUACCUUCGCUAUCUGGCCGCAACACCCCAAUGUCCGCCCAGUCCUCCGGCGUCCCUGCCAACCCCGCCUUUCGCGGCGUCAAGGCCUCCAAGCCUGCGACACCCGACAGCUUCUCGUCGCUCCUGGGCUCCAACAAGCCCCAGACCCCGAACAACAUGUCGCUGCAGGAGCGUCAGAGGCAGCUGAUGGAGGAGAAGCAGAGGAAGCAGAAGCAGCUGGACAGUCAGUUUGGGGGCGACACCGCGUUUUGGAAUGCCCUGGAGAGUGGCAGGAGCACGCCGUCGGUCGCUCCUGCCGCUGCGCCGCUGCCCAAGUCGAACAACCCCUUCGCCUCGUUUAAUCAACCCACGCCGCCGCCGAUGCAACAGCAGCCGCCGAGGAAGGAAUCCGAAGCCGAGGAGGACAUCCUAGCCGCAUUCAAGGCGGAAGCUCCCGUAGACGCGUCGAGCCACUUCCCUGUGCCACAAUCCGCCAUCGCCAGCCGAAUUACGUCGCCGACGCAACCCACAUAUGGCGGGGCAGGGUUUGCGCAGGCCAAUUCCGGUGCAAUGGCAUUUGGAGACGACGACGACCCCUUCGGCUUGGGGUCCAUGCCUCCUCCCAAGGCCACGGCACAAGCGCCGCCCCCUGCGCAAUCCAAUGGACAGGACGAUGAUGAUAUCUUGGGUGAUCUCGGGAAACCAAUCGACGAGUUGCCCCCGCGGAAACCUGACACGGCGACUCCAGAACCGGAAAUUGCGAGCUCGCGAGGAAGUUCGCCCGCUCCGAGAAAUGAUCCGCGAGACGCGGCCGUUGCAGAACUGGUCGACAUGGGCUUUCCCGCGGAUAAAUCUGCCGAGGCUCUCACGCGCACCGAGAGCGGCACCGACAUCCAGGCCGCCGUUGGUUGGCUGUUGAACCAGGCCCACGAAGAGGCGAGACAGAAAUCGCGACAGCGGCACGACGAACAAGGACGCGCAAGCCCUUUUGCUGAGGAGCGCGAGCGGCACAGAAGCGAGGCGAGGCGGAGCACCCGAAAUGAAUAUCCCGACGAUGCCGUUCCUGCUUGGAUGCGGAACGACCGCAGCCGUUCUGGCUCUCAGCGGAGGCAAGACAGCCGUACGCCCACCGAAGAAAAGGACGUCGCGCAGUAUGCCCAGGAAUUCGGUAGCAAUCUCUUCAAGUCGGCCAAUAGUUUGUGGAAAAAGGGACAGAAGCAGAUACAGAAAGCAGUCGCGGAGCUGCAGGACGAGGGCGGCGACCCCAGCCAACCGAGAUGGAUGAGAGAAGCACAGUUGCAGGAGGCCGCCGAGCGCUCCGCGUCACGGGCCCGCCAGAACGGUGAUCGUUCGAGAGACGAUUUCCCGGAAGCUACAAACGAGGCUAUGAUGCUAGAAUCUGACAUGGCAAGACCCCAAAGACCCACACGACCAGCCCGCGCUCCUCAGCCCGAUUUCGAACCAUCAGACCCGAGAUCAAGGGGCCAAUCCCCCGUUCCUGUGCACGCUCCUCCCCACCGUGCCACCCCGCCUCCCAGAUUUCAGGAAUCGCGGCAGCCACCGCGCCCCCUGGGAAAACUUACGAGGGAGGACGUCGAAGAGCAAAGCGCGCAAGCAUACGUCAGCCCAGCGCGCAGAAAGAAGGCUACGCCGAAGACCCAGACGCCCGAGCCCGAGGUCGAUCUCUUCUCCUCGCCUCCCCCGAAAUCAUCCAGCCCCGCGUCUGUCAGGUCGCCCCCGUUACAGUCCAACAACCCUUUUGCUCCGAGGCCAGCAUCUGUUUCGAAGCCUGCCACCCCGAAGCCAUCUACCCCCAAACCAGCCAGCACGCCGAUACCCACUCGUCCAAAGGCACCUCCGCGACAAAUCCCCCCAGCGUCGGGGUCCGCUCUUUCCACUUCUGCUUCACAACGCGCGCAAGGCACGGAUGCCUUCAAACGAGGCGAUUAUGCGGCUGCUCACACUGCCUACACAAGCGCCUUGUCGCCUCUUCCCCCGAACCACCCCAUCGCGAUUAUCGUUCUCUGCAACCGUGCAUUGACCAACAUCAAGGUUGGCGACCCAAAGGCUGCCGUCGCCGAUGCGGACACUGCUCUGGGCGUCAUUGGCGUCUCACGCGGCGAAGGCGAGACCAUCUCCCUCGGCACCGAAGGGGAAAAGGACAUGAAGGAGUUUUUUGGCAAGGCGUUGAUGCGCAAGGCCGAGGCGCUCGAGAACAUGGAGAAGUGGAAUGAUGCGGCCAAAGUUUGGCGAGAGGCUGUUGAGGCCGGCGUCGGUGGCGCGGUCAGCAUCCAGGGACGCAAUCGGUGCGAGAAGGCUGCUGGUGGAGGGGCCCAGCAAGCUGCGAAGCCCGCAACGCCCCGUCCAGCAGCCGCCAGGAAGCCAGCAGCUCGACCUUCACCAGCCAGGCCGGCCGUGUCCCAAGCUGCAUCCGCGGAAGCAGUCAAGAAACUGCGCGAGGCCAACGCCGCGGCAGAAAAGGCUGAUGACGAAAAGUUUGCGCUUACGGACGCCGUUGACGCGAAAUUGAUUGCGUGGAAGGGCAGCAAGGCGGACAACCUACGCGCGCUGCUGGGCUCCCUGGACACGGUGCUGUGGCCCGAAGCUGGAUGGAAGAAGGUCGGCAUGGCAGAUCUGGUCAUGCCCAACAAGGUCAAGAUAAUCUACAUGAAGGCCAUUGCCAAGGUGCACCCGGACAAGAUUUCACAGGAUGCGACGACGGAGCAGCGCAUGGUCAGCGCGGCAGUGUUUGCGACGCUCAACGAGGCAUGGGACAAGUUUAAGAAGGAUAACGGGUUGUAA
Aplosporella prunicola CBS 121167 is the source of this 2883-nucleotide messenger RNA. RefSeq lists its product as uncharacterized. Gene Ontology annotation, cellular component: cytoplasm; intracellular membrane-bounded organelle; vesicle. Bases 1 to 2883 code for a protein of 960 amino acids. Lineage: Eukaryota; Fungi; Ascomycota; Dothideomycetes; Botryosphaeriales; Aplosporellaceae. Gene Ontology annotation, molecular function: clathrin binding. The record is from RefSeq and is a predicted model, not a curated record. Gene Ontology annotation, biological process: clathrin-dependent endocytosis; clathrin coat disassembly. The transcript is spliced from 2 exons.